This is a messenger RNA of Striga hermonthica, 3660 nucleotides long. The record is from the annotation of a GenBank genome assembly. Lineage: Eukaryota; Viridiplantae; Streptophyta; Magnoliopsida; Lamiales; Orobanchaceae.
AUGGAAGAAGGCAAUCUAAUCAGGCCAUCACCAUUAAGGCCGGGAGGCCCCUUAAAGUCCCCAUCGUCGGGAAAAUCGAGCCCGAGGGGUUCUCCUUCUUUCCGGAGGCUAAACUCAGGGCGGACCCCAAGAAGAGAAUCUAUGCCCUCAGGGCUCUUCGGCUCUCACUGUUUUAGAAGCAAUCGGGUUGUCCUCUGGCUGCUCCUGAUCACUCUCUGGGCUUACGCUGGGUUCUAUUUCCAGUCAAGGUGGGCCCAUGGAGAUAACAAAGAGAAUCUCUUCAGCAGCGGCGGUUAUGGUGGUGAGAUCAUUGGGCCCCAUCGUCCGAAUGAGAGGGACCUAAUGGCAAAUAUCAACUCCGGGGUGGCCCGUUUGCGAACCAAUGUGGACAAUUCGAGUUCCAGGAAUGUUGAUGUGAAUGUGACUAAGAAACCAAGUGGUGGUGUUUUAUCGAGCAAGAACAAGUCAACGAAAAAGAAAAGUAAGAGAUCCACACGCACUUCCCGUAAAAAGAGCCAGAGUAAACCAAAAGUAUACACAGACGAGUCGGAAAGUGAAAUUGAUUUUCAGAUGGAUGAAAUUCCGAAGCAGAACACGACAUAUGGGUUCCUUGUGGGCCCAUUUGGGUCCGUGGAAGAUUCUGUUUUGGAGUGGAGUCCUGAAAAGAGGCGGGGGACUUGUGACAGGAAGGGCGCGUUCGCCCGUCUCGUCUGGUCGAGGAAAUUCGUCUUGAUCAUUCACGAGUUGUCCAUGACGGGGGCCCCGCUGGCAAUGAUGGAGCUGGCAACAGAAUUCCUUAGCUGUGGGGCCACGGUUUCGGUUAUAGUUCUUAGCAGAAAGGGAGGUUUGAUGACGGAGCUUGUAAGGAGGAAGAUCAAGGUGCUGGAGGAUAAGACGGAUUUGAGUUUUAAGACGGCCAUGAAGGCUGAUCUGAUCGUUGCGGGGUCCGCUGUUUGUUCGAACUGGAUUGAAAAUUACCUCUCGCGUACGGUGCUCGGAUCCAGCCAAAUCAUGUGGUGGAUCAUGGAGAACAGACGAGAAUAUUUCAACCGGACAAUGCCUGUUCUCAAUCGAGUCAAGAAGCUAAUCUUCCUCUCACAAUCACAAUCCAAACAGUGGCUCGAUUGGUGCCAGCAAGAGAACAUCCAACUCAAAUCCGAACCUGCUCUGGUCCCGCUUUCGGUGAACGAUGAGCUGGCAUUUGCUGCCGGCAUCCCCUCGUCCCUGAACACCCCAUCAUUCACCACUCAAAAUAUGCUCGAGAAAAAACAGCUGUUGAGAAAUGCCGUCAGAAAAGAAAUGGGACUUGCCGAUAGUGACAUGCUAGCUAUCACAUUAAGCAGCAUAAACUCAGGAAAGGGCCAGUUGUUGCUUCUUGAGUCCGCCCGUUUGAUGAUUGAAAAUGGGUCCUCGGUGGAGAAGUCUGGCGGUAAAGAUUUGAUUUUUACGGAACAUGAUUAUUACUCAAGGGGGCUGCUCGGGAGUCGGGAGAGAGAAGGUGGGAUGGAUAGUAUCAAAAUUCUUAUUGGCUCGGUGGGGUCGAAAAGUAACAAGGUGCUUUACGUGAAAACGCUUCUGAGGUAUUUAGCCGAGCACUCGAACUUGUCGAGAUCUGUCUUGUGGACCCCAGCAACAACUCGUGUUGCGUCUCUAUAUGCAGCAGCGGAUGCUUAUGUGAUGAACUCUCAGGGACUUGGAGAGACAUUCGGACGAGUAACAAUUGAAGCAAUGGCAUUUGGGCUCCCUGUGCUCGGAACUGAUUCAGGGGGCACAAAAGAGAUUGUCGAGCACAAUGUGACUGGGCUUCUACACCCCUUGGGCCGCCCGGGGGCCCAAAUUCUCGCAAGAAAUCUUGAAUUCCUGCGAAAAAACCAGUUGGCUAGGCAAGAAAUGGGGAGGAGAGGUCGAGAAAAGGUGGAGAAAAUGUACUUAAAGAAGCAUAUGUUCCAGAAAUUUGGUGCUUGCCGGCCGUAUAUAAACCGAAAUCCGAACAGAAGCAUCGAGCGGCGCGCGCCUUUUGACGCAGCUAGUGACAUUUUGAGCAGUGAUUGUCAGAUGGCCAGCAUGCAUGCUUGCAGUGGAUCAUCCGCGACUAUAAACUCCAUUCAACAGACUCUUGGGACCAAAGCAUCAAUAAUUCCUCUGAAAUCUUUUGGCAUCAAUAGGUUCCCAAAUAAUGUGAAAUUGGGUUCAGUCAAGUUCUGUAGAUCAUCUCAGCUCGAAGAGGGCUUAGUCACUGGGAAGCCACCCUCUCCUGUGUCUGUUGUUGAUGUUCAGGAAAUUGGAGGUGCUGGAAGUAGCUUUGUGGACUAUGGCUUGAGUGAAGCUGAUCCUGAAGUUCGCUCCAUAAUUGAUAAAGAGAAGAAUCGUCAAUUCAGAAGCUUGGAGCUUAUAGCUUCCGAGAACUUCACAUCUCGAGCCGUAAUGGAAGCAGUUGGUUCUUGUCUCACUAAUAAAUAUUCUGAAGGAUUGCCUGGCAAAAGGUACUAUGGUGGCAACGAGUACAUAGACGAACUUGAGAUUCUUUGUCAAGAGAGGGCGCUUGCAGCUUUCAAUUUGGAUGGAAGUCAAUGGGGCGUUAAUGUUCAACCAUUGUCAGGGUCACCUGCCAAUUUUGAAGUGUACACAGCCAUACUUAAUCCACAUGACCGUAUAAUGGGCUUGGAUUUACCACAUGGUGGGCAUUUGUCUCAUGGGUUCAUGACUGCCAAGAGACGGGUGUCUGGCACAUCUAUUUACUUUGAGUCCAUGCCUUAUCGGCUGGAUGAGUCUACAGGCCUUGUUGACUAUGACAUGCUUGAGAAAACAGCUACCCUGUUCCGUCCCAAACUUAUCAUUGCUGGUGCCAGUGCUUAUCCUCGAGAUUUUGAUUAUCCCCGCAUGAGAAAGAUAGCAGAUUCUGUUGGUGCUUUUCUUAUGAUGGACAUGGCUCAUAUCAGUGGACUUGUGUCUGCUUCUGUUGUUGCGAACCCAUUUGAGUUUUGCGACAUUGUAACAACUACAACACACAAGUCUCUCAGGGGUCCUCGAGGGGGCAUGAUUUUCUUCAAGAAGGAACCCGUGUUGGGAGUUGAUUUAGAAUCUGCUAUUAACAAUGCUGUUUUCCCAGGUUUACAGGGAGGUCCACAUAAUCACACAAUUGGGGGGCUUGCCGUUUCCCUGAAACACGCAAAAUCACCAGAGUUCAAGGCUUAUCAAAGCAAGGUGGUCUCUAACUGUCGAGCUCUUGCCAGUCGACUAAUGGAGUUGGGAUACAAAUUGGUCUCUGGAGGAAGUGAUAACCAUUUGGUUCUUGUGGACCUACGUCCCUUGGGCAUUGAUGGUGCCCGGGCGGAGAAAAUUCUUGAUAUGGCAUCCAUAACCCUCAAUAAGAACUCUGUUCCUGGUGACAAAAGCGCCCUAGUGCCAGGUGGCAUACGUAUCGGUUCACCUGCCAUGACUACUAGAGGCUUUGGUGAACAUGAAUUUGCACAAGUUGCGGAUUUUAUUCACGAAGGCGUGCAAAUUACUGUAGAGGCAAAGAAGUCCGCAACGGGCUCCAAGCUCCAAGAUUUUAUGAAAUUUGUGACUUACCCGGGCUUUCCACUGUCCGACCGGGUUUUGAAUCUUCAAAGAAGUGUGGAGGCCCUGACAACCCAAUUCCCAAUCCCGGGCUUGUGA